This is a messenger RNA of Paramecium sonneborni, 4839 nucleotides long. NCBI's taxonomy places the organism in Eukaryota, Ciliophora, Oligohymenophorea, Peniculida, Parameciidae. The record is from the annotation of a GenBank genome assembly.
AUGCAAUAAUACCUAAAGGAUUUAUUUCAUUUAAGACUAGCAGAGUUAUUAGACCAUUUAUACUUUCAUGACACAAAGUCUUCGAUAAACAUUGUAAUAGUGGCGAUAUUUUUGACAUAAAAAUUAAAUCUCGUAUUUUGGCCAUCAAAUUACCAUAGAGAAAAUUCAGAUGUAUAUAUAAUGAUAUUUCUUAGGAGGUCUACUUAAAUAUUUGCGGAUAACUUUUCUCGUGGAUCACAUUUUAAAAACCACUAGAAAUAAUAAACUCAAACUAAUUAAACAUUAUUAUUAGUAUUAUAUACACAUUUUUGCAUAUUACUAUGCUUGCAGUUUUCACCUUUUCUCUUUAUAACUUGAAAAUAAUUUCAAAAUUGUUUACAAUAUAUAUUUCAUACUUUUAGUUGAUAAUCUUAUAUCAUACUGAAAUGCAUCACUUAAAUUAAUAAUUUGAUUUAUCAUUAACAAUAAUAAUUUGUAUACCGCCUUACAUUAACUAUUUAAUUAUUGUAUAUUGUUCUCGUAACUACUUUAUCAUUUCAUAAUAACAUAUGCUUAGGAGAUACUCUUUAUAUAAUUAUUUUAUGGUACUUGCCGAUUUUUUAUAUUUUAUAACAUUUUCUCAAUUUAAUUCUGACUAUGUUUCCAAAUAUUCAUUAUUACUAUUAUCAGUUGUUUAUUUUAUAGAUGCAAUUCUAAUGUAACCUUAUUGUAUAAAGAUCAAUGUAUUUAUUCUCUUAAUAUUAUAGUUGUUUUAUAUUGGAGCAACAGGAGUUCUUCUAGUAUCAGUUAUAAUAAAAAUAGUUCUUUGGGAAAAGUCUUUAUAUACUCAAUUUUAUGGGAUAGUGAUAUUAGUUCCUCUUUGUUCAUAUAUCUUUAUGUAAAUUUAUUUAAUAAUAUCGGAUGAUAUAUUUUAAUAAAAGCUUUCAAUAUCUUUAAUAUUAUAUUUAGGUGAAAUAAUUAACCACUACAAUUAAGUUUCAAUUUAAAAGGGUGUUGGAGAUUAUAUUAUAAAAAGAUUUUUAGAUGUAAACGAAUUAAAUGCUUUUAAUAUAUUUUAAUUGUUAGAUCUUUAUAUAAGAAAUGAUGAUAAAAAUGCUAAUGAUGAAGAAUUAUAAUUAUAUCGAAUCCUUUUGAAGCAUGAAAUUCACGGAACUUAUCUUUAGAGUCUUUUAGAAACAAAAAGGAAUUUAAUGAAAAAUAAAAGUCAUUCAAUAUUUUUUAAAACUAUAGGUUUUUUAAUUAGUAAAAAAUAUGAUUAACAAAUUAAAGAUUUAUAUUCUGGAGAAUAAAAAUCAUCUUAACAUUAUCAUUAUUAAAUUAUUAAAAUCAAAGAGGCAGAUAAUCUAUUCUAAAAUAAUAUCAAUUUAUUUUUCAAUUUGAUAGAGUAAAAAGUUUGGAUUUGGGAUUAAUUAUAAAAAGGAUAUGAAAAUAUUGAGAAUUGUGUAAAUGACAUAAAAUAAAUGUACUAGAUUCUUAUAAAAUUAAAAUCAUAAUUAGUUUCAAUAAUAUCAAAUGAUGAGAUAGAAUCGAUUCUAAAAUUAUCAACUUUAAAAAGACUUAAUUUUGUAGAGUUAAGAUAUUUAUCACUUUUCUUUUCAUAUAUUUCAAAUGAUUAUUAAUAAACAAAAGCUAUUGAAACUCAUAUUGAAGAUUUAAUUAAAUAAGAAAAUAAUUAUUCAAAUUCAACAUUUUUGAAUUCAAAGAUUAUGAAUAAUGAUCUUAUCAUAAUUAGUUCAAGUAUCUUAGAAUAAACAGGAUAAAUAAUUAAAUCAAAUACUGAAGAAAUUAGUAGAUUUUUUGGAUAUGAAGAAACAAUAAAAAAACAAAAUUUAACAACAAUUAACUUAUUUAUGCCAUAAUUUAUUAGUCAAGAUCAUGAUAUUUUUGUUUAAAAAUUUAUAAAUAAAGGUAAUUCUAAUUUAUACAAUAAAGGAAAAUAAGUCUUUUGUAAAGAUUAAGAAGGUUUUAUAUUUCCAAUUAUUUUAAGUUUUUUACACAUAAAUGAAAAAUCAGAAGAUUUUGUAUUAACAAGUGCAUUACAAAAAGUGCAAUCGAAUUAAGAUUAUAUUCUUUUUGAUUGGAAUGGAAAAAUUUUAGGAAUUUCUAAAUAUGUCUAUUAGCUGUUAAUAAAUAAUCAUAGUAAUACUAAUUAUAGUACAACUUAAUCAAUGUUUUCAUAAGUGGAUUUAUCUAUUUAUGAAUGUUACAUAUAAUUUUGGAUCCCUAAUAUAAUUUCUCUAAUUCAAAAAUAAACACUUGAUCAUGAAUAAUUUAAUAAAGUUAUGAUUGAAAUAUCAUUACAAACUAACUUUCUGUAAUAUUUACAAUUUUUUAAGUAAUAUCGAUAAAUUAAUCCUAAUUUUUGUAGAGAUGCUUAUUAUUUUGAAGAAUUCUUAUAAUAUAUUGAUGAAGAAAUACCCAAAAAUUCAGCUUUGAAUAUAAAAAUCUAAUUUGAAAUUUUUAUAUAAUCUCAUAAUUUACCUACAGAUUAGUUAUAUUAUAUUUGCAGUAUGUCUAAAUAACAAAAAGAAGUCUAAUCUAUGGUUAGUUUUGACAAGACAGCAUUAACUUAAUAAAUUCAAUUUCCUAUUAGUUUAACAUCUCCAAAAUUUAUAACAGAAAUAGAAAAAAUAAAUGAUGAUUUCUCAUAGACUAAGAGAAUGUUAGAAAAAUAAAUUUUAUUAAUUAAACAUGGAUAAAAAGAUAAAAGUGAAGAACUAAUCUUUUCCAAAAUUGAGAGUUAAUUGGCUAUAAAUAAAGUAAAUAAAAGCAUUGAAAAAUUAAAAAAAAAUGAAAUAUAAGAAUUUGAUGAUUAAAAAAUUUCAUAAUCAAGUCGUUAGUCAAGAAAUUCUAACUUUUAAGUUUAAGAUUAAAUAAGAUAGUUAUAAAAUAAUCAUAGAUUUUGUUUUUCAAUUAAAAAAAUUUGGAUUAUCACCAUAUUCUUUUAUGUUAUAAUGUAUUUUUUAGUCUUUUUAAUGUUAAGGAUUUUAUCAUAGUAAUUAUAAUUAUUAGAAUAUGAUAUUGAAUUGGUUAGGAUUCCUGAUAAAUUCAAUCGUUUAUAUUGUUCAUUUGUUACUAUUGGAUAAAUGGAUUUAGAAAGAUCACUUUUGGGUAAAGAAUAUGGAAAAUACCUUAAUUAUAGAAUUGUCAAUCAUGGAAAAAUUAUAAGAGUUGAAAUGGAAGAAAUGAUGAUUACUUUAAAAAACAAAUUCUCAAUUUUAGAAAAUGAAUAAAGACUAUCAAAUUUAACUGUUAGAUUACUUAAUCAAUUUACUUAUUUUGAAACUGAAUUUACAAUGAUAUAAUUUGAUAUGAUUGCCGAUUCUUAUACUCAACAAAUAUAUCAGUACAUAAGUUAAGUAAUAAUUUAUUCAUAAUCUAAUCACUUUUCUAUUAUUGAUCAAUACUUCAAACUUUAAUUUUUAAAAGCAAAUCUGGCUAACUAAAUAUCUGCUUCGUAAAAUUUAAUUAAUGAAAUUAUAGUUGAAAUUUAAAAUUCUUAAUAGAUGACUAGAAUUAUACUAUUUAUUUUAUUGAGUUUCUAGCUUACUUUUUUAGUCGGGUGCAUUCUUUGUAUAGUACAUUUAUGGAAAUAACCUUUUGGAAUUGUUUUAUUGUAAAUCUAAUUGUUAAGUUAAUUAUCUGAUAAAUAAAUUAAAACUAGUAUAAGUGUUGCUAAAUAAGCAAAAUAAAUUAUCAAUCAUUCAUAUAUGUGGAAAAGAACUAAUUAUCUGAAUUAAUAUUAUAAUAAAACUUAAAAUAGGGAACCAUAAGAUAUUUUUAUCAAUAUUUAAAAUAAUUUAAAAAAUAAUAAAGUUAAAAAUAUAAGAAUGAUUGAUUAUAAAUUUAAUCAUUUAGGUAUUUAUCUGAAAAAUUUACUUUAUUUUCUACUAUUAUUAAGUUUUAUAUUAUCAAGUUUCUUUUAUAUGAAAAAGGGAAUAGAUACAAGUUAAUCAGAAAUUCAAUUAACAAUAUAGUAUGUUUAAUUUAAAUAAGAUUUAGAUUCUUUAAUGAUUUUAAGUUAAUUAUUAAAAACUAAUUCAGUUUUAUCUGAGAGAGUUAGAGAAUUAGGUUUUUUAGACUAAAACCCUUAACUUUUAGAUCCAAAUAAAUAUUUUAAUAUUUUGGAAUAAGAAUUAUUACAAAAAUUUUAUCAAAAGCAAUAAUUGGCUUAAAGUGUCAAUUAAAUAAUUUAUCAGGAUAUAGUUAAUUCUAAAAAAAUAUCUUAAACUGAUAAAGAAACAUUAUAAACUUUAUACUAAGAUGAUUUAUGCUCUGUAAUUGCUGAUUAACUUCCAUUCUGUAAUUUUGAUAAUAACUAAUUUAUAAAUUUUCCAGAUUAUCCUAUGCCAAGAAAAGAAGAUAAUAAUAGAGAGAUUUUUAGGGAUGGAAUCAAUGGGAUUUUUUAAAGGUAAAAUUAAUUUAAUACAUAGAUUGACAGCCAUUUUUAAUUCUUAUUACGAAUUAGAAUUGUAAGGCAAAAAAAAUAAAAAUGAAACUGAAACAUACUAUUUCUUAAAAACCCCUGAGUUUUAGCUCUAUAUUUUAGAGUACUUUUUUGAUGUUAACAAGGCUGUUGUUAAAUUUUUUUCAACAAUUUUAGAAUCCACAACUAAAAUACUGUAAGCUGAUUAUGAAAAUUCUUUAUUUUUUUAUUUGGCCUUUGGAAUAUCAGUUUUAAUUGUAUAAGGUACUUUACUAAUAUACAAUUUAUCAUAAUUAUAAGAAUUAGUAUCAGCUUGUAAAUUUGCGUUUAUAUUGAUGCCAAUUGAAUGUUUAAAUGAAACAAAAUGUUUAGCUAUAAUCAAAUAAAUUGUAAAAUAGUAUGAUCAAAGAUGA